Molecule: messenger RNA, 1257 nt
Organism: Aspergillus puulaauensis
Lineage: Eukaryota; Fungi; Ascomycota; Eurotiomycetes; Eurotiales; Aspergillaceae
Exons: 9
Coding region: 1-1257 (418 amino acids)
Molecular function (GO): FAD binding; monooxygenase activity
Source: RefSeq, a predicted model, not a curated record
AUGAAAACUAGAAGCCCGUUUCGGAUCAUUAUUGUUGGGGGAGGCAUAGCGGGCCUCACGGCCGCCAUUGCCCUUCGCGCGCCCAACAGGCGGAUUACAGUGCUAGAACAGUCGCGCCUGAAUACAGAAAUUGGUGCACUGAUCUCUCUACAGCCAAAUGCGACUAAGAUUGUAUACGAUACUUUUGGAUUAGGCAAGGAGCUCGAAGAUGCUCGGGGCUUGGUAGAUGAAGGUUUCCGGGUUUACUCGACCGACGGAGAGCUGGUAAACCAUAUUCCUUUGACUACCAAGAACGAGUAUGGGGCUAGUCGGAUUGUAUACCAUCGGAGGGACUUACACGAUGCACUGAAGAAGGCAGCUCUCUGCACAAACAGAGAUGGGCACCCAGUCGAGAUUAAAGUCUCCUCUCGCGUGGUGGCAUGCGACCCUUUGCAUGGAAGUGUGGAGCUCGAAAAUGGCGACAAGCUGGAAGGUGAUGUUAUUAUAGGAGCGGAUGGGAUCCAUAGUGGCCUUCGGAAGUAUGUUUUGGAUAGCAAUGUCGUGCCAACGCCGACGGGUCAUUCUGCUUAUCGGCUUAUGAUUCCUUCGGACAUUCUUCAAGACAAAGAACCCGAAUUCUGCAGUAAGAUCGACCCGAGAAGUCCAUUCACAUCGAUGAUGGUCGCGCAUAACUGUCGUCUCGUUAUGGGCCCCGGGAGACAAGGCGAUGUUUUUGGGAUUGUGGCGCUGGUUCCAGAUGAUCAAAUAAAUGAGGACCCAAAUGCGAAUCAGUCCUGGGUUUCGAAAGGCAACCUGACAAAGAUGUUGGAUACAUUCGCGGAGUUUCCUAGCUGGGUAACAAGCAUUUUCAAACAUUCUUCAGAUCUCGGACUGUGGCAAUUGCGUGAUAUUGAUCCUCUUAGCACGUGGCACCGGGGGCGACUCAUAUUGAUUGGAGACGCCGCACAUGCGAUGCUGCCCACGCAGGGACAGGGAGCCAGCCAAGCAAUUGAAGACUCUGAGGCGCUGGGUGCGUUCUUUAAGCGAAGCGAAGAGGGCUAUUCUCUCGAAGAGAUUAGCGCAAUACUUCAAGACAUUUUUCGCAGCCGACACGACCGUGCAAGUCUUAUUCAAGCGUACAGUCGACAUGCAGCAAAACCGGGCACUGCAAAAGGAGAGAAGACUGUCACAAUGAAACCGGACGAGUUCAUGGCAUUUAACUGCAAGUACAGCGGUGCGAAGGACUGGCUAGAUCGGCAGCCUGUUUUUAUUGUCUGA